AUGCUUAGUGGUGGGGGGAAGGCUCAACGCAGUAUAGGUUCAACCGGUCGACAGAAUAGAUGCGCACAAAUUUCAGCAUCCGAUUCCGGUUCGAGAAUUAUCCGUGUUUGCAGUGAAUAGUGUGCCCACGAUCUACGCAAUGAAGCCCAAUCCAACCUCCGAUCGAUCCUGGCUAGCCGUCCUUCUGGUAGUGCUGUGUAUCGCCGUGAAUUACGGUGCCGGUUUGCAAGAAGGUGAACAGUGUACCCAUCAGGGGGAACCCGGAGUCUGCACGCCGUACUCGAGAUGUAAACCCACCAAUCGGAUCACCGUGUGCCGCUAUUCGGCCCAGGAAGCGAUCGUCUGCUGUCCCCAGUCAAUGGUACCGUCCGGCAACAGCAGACCCGUGGGUCUAUCGGCGUCGUCCGGCUUUACGAGCUCCCGUGAUAAUAGCGAAAGGAUCAGCGCCCAAAAGUGCAACGAGUACAAGCAGCUGACCACCAAGAGUGUAUCGAUCAGUGCGCUCACCCUGAAUCCGACGCUGGUGCAGAUCGAGGUAUCCAAGUGUGACACGGUGGUGAAGUUGAUCGUCGGUGGUAACGUGACGAAACCGGGCGAGUUCCCGCAUAUGGCCGCCAUCGGUUGGCCACUACCAUCCGGUGGCUAUUCUUUUGAUUGCGGUGGCUCGUUGAUCAGUGAGUACUACGUCCUAACGGCGGCUCACUGCUACUUGGAGAAUGACGAUGGUGCUCUACCCACGAUCGUACGGUUGGGUGAUCAGAACCUGUACCGCACGGACGACGGUGCCGAACCGGCCAACUACGACAUCCUGCGCUUCAUCCUGCAUCCGGCGUUCAAGUGGAGGGAAGGAAAGUACAACGAUCUCGCACUGAUUCAGCUUCGGCAGCGUGUCAUCUUUACCGACUUUAUCCGUCCGGCGUGUCUGUACGAGGGUGAGCUACAGCCGCUGAGUACGGCCAUCGCGACCGGCUUCGGACUGACGGAGGGUUUCGGUACGAAGGCGAACGAGCUGCGCAAAGUGUCGCUGUACGUGUACGAGAACGAGGUGUGCGGCGUACGGUAUCGCUCGAAUCGCCACAUCCGGCUAGGGAUCAUGGAUUCUCAAAUUUGUGUUGGUGACCAGGCGGGGGGAAAGGAUACAUGCCAGGGGGAUUCUGGAGGACCGCUGCAGAUCACGCGCGGUGAGAACCAGUGCACGUUCUACAUCGUCGGACUGACGUCAUUCGGGCAGGCCUGUGGCAGUGCCGUACCCGCCAUCUACACCAAGGUAAGCGCAUACCUGGACUGGAUCGAAUCGGUUGUGUGGCCAUACUGAGUGCAGCGGGACCCACGGAGCUAGCUGGCGGACGCACCCUUUAGAUCCCUUAAGAUCGCUCAAUCCGCACAACACGGAACGAAGAUGCAGUUUCGAGGUGAUAACCAAUAUCAAUAAACAC
This is a messenger RNA of Anopheles darlingi, 1436 nucleotides long. Its product is annotated as serine protease snake-like. The record is from RefSeq and is a predicted model, not a curated record. Gene Ontology annotation, biological process: proteolysis. The transcript has 4 exons. Gene Ontology annotation, molecular function: serine-type endopeptidase activity. NCBI's taxonomy places the organism in Eukaryota, Metazoa, Arthropoda, Insecta, Diptera, Culicidae. The coding region runs from base 140 to 1315 and encodes 391 amino acids.